GCUGACCAGCUGACCGAAGAACAGAUUGCAGAGUUCAAGGAAGCCUUCUCCCUCUUCGACAAGGAUGGAGAUGGCACCAUCACCACCAAGGAGCUGGGCACUGUGAUGAGAUCGCUGGGGCAGAACCCUACUGAGGCUGAGCUGCAGGACAUGAUCAAUGAAGUGGAUGCUGAUGGGAAUGGGACCAUUGACUUCCCAGAGUUCCUGACCAUGAUGGCCAGAAAGAUGAAGGAUACAGACAGUGAGGAGGAGAUCCGAGAGGCCUUCCGUGUGUUUGACAAGGAUGGGAAUGGCUAUAUCAGUGCCGCCGAGCUGCGCCACGUCAUGACGAACCUGGGGGAGAAGCUGACGGAUGAGGAGGUGGAUGAGAUGAUCCGGGAGGCUGACAUUGACGGCGAUGGCCAGGUCAAUUAUGAAGAGUUUGUACAGAUGAUGACCGCGAAGUGAAGGCCCGGGCAGCUGGCCAUGCCCGUUCUCCUGGUCUCUUCUCUCGCUCUCCUCUCUUCAACACUCCCCUGCGUACCCGGUUCUAGCAAACACCAACUGAUUGACUGAGAAUUUGAUAAAGCAACAAAAGAUUUGUCCCAA
Cricetulus griseus (Chinese hamster) is the source of this 588-nucleotide messenger RNA. NCBI's taxonomy places the organism in Eukaryota, Metazoa, Chordata, Mammalia, Rodentia, Cricetidae. The record is from RefSeq and is a predicted model, not a curated record.